GAGCCACAAUCACUCCCCAAAUGUGAGCGUUGUGUUGCAUUUGUGUUCACAGGGGUAAAAGAUCAGAGACAGAAGCAGGAAAUACUAGCACAAGAAACAAAAGGUUCCAAUUCCUUCGAAUGAAAACCUGAAGGCAAAAAAAACACCCAACAUUUGAAAUCUUACUCGAGUACUUGCAGAUCUAAAACCAUGUAGUGGCUUUCUUGCAUAAACAGGAAAAGCAUGGUUUCAUGUUGGUAUAUCUAGAGGUAGCAAGAAAACCCUGAGCAGAUUCAGACUUUGCAGCAAAGAUGAAGAACUUCCUGCCAAAGUUCGCUCUCAAUAAAGUCAGCAUCUACGUCGCAGUGAUUGUGAUUUUUAUUCACAAUGUUGUGCUUGACAAAGAUUUGGAGUGCUCGUGCAAACGACAAGCUCUUCACUGCAAUUUCUACAUGAUUAUGCCAUCGUGUAUUAUAUUUGUUUUACAACUCUGGAUGGACCAAACAUUUCUGAAAGCCUUGAAGUAUAUGUGUGUCUAUACAAAUGACUACAUGAAAGAACAUUGCAAACUGUUCUGCAAUUUAGUUUAUUACAUUGUCAAGGCCGUGUUGGUAGGUCUGCUGUGGGUUACCUCUGUGUUCAUUGAUGGAGACUGGUAUGUUUGCUGUCAGAAUGAUCAUUCUGAACAACAGGCUCAGUUAGCCUGCAAAAAUAAAAACAGCCUGACAGCUGAGGAAAAGGCGAUCAUCGCUGAACUGAAAAACCAUUCAAUGGUUAUCGGCAUGUCUCUGCUCUUUUGUACCCUGUUCCUGGCUGCCUUGAUAUCAUCAUUUGUACGGAUGACAUACAGAAAUAUUCUGUACUACGAAGUGAUUUUGGAUAAGGAGGAAAAUGUGCUGAAAGAGGUUUUGACAGAAAAAGCAAAAGAACAGUUGACUGACGCAGUUAAGUUGAAAAUGGGUGAACCCGAGUGGCAAAAAUGUUAUGAUGUUGCUAAAGAACUGAUUGGACAACCCACUGCACCUACAUUUCCAGAAGCAGCCGGAAACCAGCAGCUUCAUGAGUCCACCACUUUGUUCUGUUCAGUUCUGUUGGAUCGAUUGUGA
Molecule: messenger RNA, 1085 nt
Organism: Sander lucioperca (pikeperch)
Lineage: Eukaryota; Metazoa; Chordata; Actinopteri; Perciformes; Percidae
Exons: 3
Coding region: 291-1085 (264 amino acids)
Molecular function (GO): monoatomic cation channel activity
Source: RefSeq, a predicted model, not a curated record